AUGAACGCCCUGAUCGAGGAGCAGGUCGAGAAUGUUGUCAACCUACGCUUUUCGGCCGACUGUUACCAUCUGGACUAUAGGACGAUGGAUGAGCUGGAGAUCGUCGACAUUGAGGAAGAAGCGUCCCAGCAAAGGGAACGUGCCAACAUCGAGCAAGCACUCGUGUUGAAGACCAAGCUGGAAGCGCUUGAAACCAUCACCUUCGACCUCCAGGACUUCGCCGACUACCUCAAUCUCGGCCGGCUUGACAUGCCGUACGUUGACACCUACCACUACUUGCUCCAGCUGAUCUUCGCCGACUGGUGGACUGUGCUGAAGGUAUUCCUCAAAGGCCUCCAGGCCUUGGCAGAUCGUAGAAUCAGCAUCGUCCUACGGGUCGUCUGGCGGUAUUUGAUCUAUCCUUACACGAGAGAGGACGCUUUGACGGUGAUUCCAGCAGUGCCGCUGGGCAAAGAGGACGAUGUGCUGAAAGUGUGUGCCGCCUUGCUCAAGCCUUUCCAGGAUGGUGUGGAUUAG
Fulvia fulva is the source of this 516-nucleotide messenger RNA. RefSeq lists its product as uncharacterized. NCBI's taxonomy places the organism in Eukaryota, Fungi, Ascomycota, Dothideomycetes, Mycosphaerellales, Mycosphaerellaceae. The transcript is spliced from 2 exons. The record is from RefSeq and is a predicted model, not a curated record. The coding region runs from base 1 to 516 and encodes 171 amino acids.